GAGACGCAACCGCUUCUUGUCCCUUUCUUUCCCUCACAUAUAAAUACCGUUCCCUUGCGCUUCUUAGUUACUUAGUUCCCUCCUCUUUCUUUCUUCACGCCAAAUAACGAAAAACCAAAAACCCCAAAUAAAAUUUCCAUUGUUAGAUCGAAUACACAAACCCUACUUGUAAAUCUUUAAUUUUCUUAUUUUUUUCCUUAGUUUUUUUGCUUGAGAGAAUAGUAAUGGCGGUUCCUGCUACAGCCAACGCAACUUCAGUGCUUACUACGCCCGCUGCACCUGUUGCUUCUGUGACUGGUGGUGGGCCGUUUGUGAAUGCGUCUCUCUACGUGGGAGAUCUGGAGCAUAAUGUGAAUGAGGGCCAAUUGUAUGACCUGUUUAGCCAGAUUGCUCAGGUCGUGUCUGUUAGAGUUUGUAGGGAUCAGGCAAAGCGAUCCUCACUUGGUUAUGCUUAUGUCAAUUUCAGUAAUCCACAAGACGCUGCAAAUGCGAUGGAGGCUCUGAAUUCUACUCCUUUGAAUGGGAAACCUAUCAGGAUUAUGUUUUCUCAUCGAGAUCCUAGUAUUAGAAAAAGUGGAUAUGCCAAUGUUUUCAUCAAAAAUCUGGACACGUCACUUGAUAACAAGGCGUUGCAUGACAUUUUUGCUGCCUUUGGGACUGUCCUUUCUUGCAAGGUAGCUGUUGAUAACAACGGUCAAUCAAAAGGAUAUGGUUUUGUACAGUUUGAAAAUGAGGAUGCUGCACAGAGUGCAAUCAAACGGUUGAAUGGUAUGUUGAUAAAUGAUAAACAAGUUUAUGUUGGACUUUUUGUUCGACAUCAAGAAAGGAUUCGGGCUAAUGGAUCACCAAAGUUUACUAAUGUUUAUGUUAAAAACUUGUCUGACACAACAACUGAUGAGGACCUUAAGAAAAUUUUUGGCGCUUAUGGUACCAUCACCAGUGCAGUUGUUAUGAAGGACCAAAAUGGGAAAUCCAGGUGUUUUGGUUUUGUGAACUUUCAGAACCCAGAUGCUGCUGCUGCAGCUGCUGAGAAGCUGAAUGGGGCUACCAUCAAUAAUGACAAAGCUUGGUAUGUUGGUAGGGCCCAAAGUAAAGCAGAAAGGGCAUCAGAGUUGAAAACCAAGUUUGAGCAGGAAAGAAUUAGUAGAUAUGAAAAACCAAGAGGUGCAAAUUUAUAUCUGAAAAAUCUUGAUGAGAACAUUAAAGAUGAAAAGCUGAAGGAAUUAUUUUCUGAGUUUGGGUCUAUAACAUCAUGCAAGGUCAUGCUUGAUCACCAAGGGCUGAGUAAGGGCUCUGGUUUUGUUGCCUUUUCUACACCUGAGGAAGCUUCAAGAGCUUUGAUUGAAAUGAAUGGAAAGAUGAUUGGAAGGAAACCCCUUUAUGUUGCUGUUGCCCAACGCAAAGAAGAAAGGCAGGCUCAACUACAGGCACAUUUUACUCAAAUUCGAGCUACUGGAGGAAUGUCACCUUUGCCUUCUGGAAUUCCUGGAUACCAUCCAGGGGCACCACAGCAGCUUUACUUUGGUCAAGGGACUCCUGGUAUGAUACCUGCUCAGCAUGCAGGAUAUGGCUUCCAGCAACUCAUGCCUGGAGUGCGCCCUGGUUUUGCUUCAAACUUUAUCAUGCCAUAUCACCUUCAAAGACAGGGACAACCUGGGCCGCGGAUGGGAACACGUCGUGGUGGGAACCCCCACCAGAUGCGGCGGCAGCAGCUAUUGCACAUGGGAAACAAUCCAGGCUACAUGGGAAAUGCAAGAAAUGGCAUAGACUCAUUUUCUGUUCCACAAGGCCUAGUGGGUCCUAUGAUGCCAUUGCCCUUUGGGGUCUCCGGAAAUCCUAUUGAUAUUCAGCAACCGGUUAUCAUCUCAACUCUUGCAUCUGCUUUGGCUUCUGCUUCCCCAUGGACGCGUAAUGAGAUGCUUGGUGGCCAUCUUUAUCCGCUUGUGGAGCGUCUUCAGCCAGAUCAUGUGGCGAAGGUGACUGGGAUGUUAUUGGAGAUGGAUCAAACAGAGGUGCUACAUCUCAUCGAGUCCCCAGAUGCUCUGAAAAAGAAGGUGGCUGAAGCAAUGCAAGUCCUCCGAGAAGCUGCUGAAUGAAGUCCUCCAUAGCCGCCUUAUUUAUGGUUAUUAGUAUUUAUUUUGUUGGUGUUUAUGAGCGCUCACAUUUUAGUAGGGCUUGAUGAGCAGUAAUUUAUUUUGGUGGUGUCAUCUUAAAUUAGUUUUCUAAGAUCAAUUUUGUUUAUUAAGAUUGAAAAGAUUUGUUUUUAGGCUUUUUGUUGGUA
Hevea brasiliensis (rubber tree) is the source of this 2281-nucleotide messenger RNA. RefSeq names its product polyadenylate-binding protein 3. Gene Ontology annotation, molecular function: RNA binding. The transcript is spliced from 7 exons. Gene Ontology annotation, cellular component: ribonucleoprotein complex. Bases 225 to 2096 code for a protein of 623 amino acids. The record is from RefSeq and is a predicted model, not a curated record. NCBI's taxonomy places the organism in Eukaryota, Viridiplantae, Streptophyta, Magnoliopsida, Malpighiales, Euphorbiaceae.